GCUGGCGUUCGCCUGUGCACGCACUUGGGGCAAAAUCGAGUCCAACUCGAGGGAGCCCGGUCUUCUCGGGCCUGCGAAUGGCCAUGGCGGUGGUGGCUGCGGCGCUCACGUUGCUGACCUCUGGAUUUCCGGCAUGUUCGGCUGCCGGCGCUGCUGCAGCAGCAUGCGAUUUCCCAUCCAUCUUCAACUUUGGAGACUCGAACUCCGACACGGGAGGGCUGUCGGCGGCGUUCGGGCAGGCCCCCCCGCCAAACGGAGAGACGUACUUCCACCGGCCAGCGGGGCGGUACUGUGACGGCCGCCUGCUCAUCGAUUUCAUCGCGGAGGAUUUGAGAUUGCCUCACCUAAGUGCGUAUUUGGACUCCGUCGGUUCAAAUUUCAGCCAUGGAGCCAAUUUCGCUACUGCCGGAUCACCGAUUAGACCUCAGAACAUGACCCUGGCACAGAGCGGAUAUAGUCCGAUCGCAUUGAAUGUUCAGCUCGUCGAGUUCUCAGACUUCCUCGCGAGGUCGCAAUAUUUUCGGUCUCAAGGAGGCGUGUUUCCGAGAUUAUUGCCUCGAGAAGAGUACUUCUCCAGGGCUCUGUACACGUUCGACAUCGGCCAAAACGACCUCACGGCCGGAUUGACGCAGAACAUGACCAUCGAUCAGAUAAAGGCAUACAUUCCAGACGUGACGGCUCAGUUCUCAGAUGCUAUAAAGAAAGUGUAUGCCGAAGGAGGAAGGUCGUUUUGGAUACACAACACCGGCCCUUUGGGGUGUUUGAUCUACAUCAUGAACCGGUAUCAUCUCGAAGCUCCAGAAGACGAGCAUGGCUGCUUGAGACCUUUCAACGAGUUGGCUCAGUACUUCAAUGCCAAGUUGAAGGAAGCGGUGGAUACACUCAGGACAGAACUUCCUCUAGCAGCAGUAACAUAUGUUGAUGUGUACUCCGUGAAGUAUAAUCUCAUUACUCAAGCACACCAACAUGGUGAUUACCUCAGUACCUUCACUCCCUCUUUCAGACCUAAUAACUUUUCCAGGAUGGGUCGUUUGAUAGGAUUUCAGCAACCUUUCAAAGCCUGCUGCGGUCAUGGUGGGAAGUACAACUACGACGACAGUAGGAGGUGCGGAUUCAAGAUCACAGUCGAAGGCAAAGAGGUCGUAAUCGCAAGGUCAUGCAAAGAUCCGUUGGUCCGGGUCGGUUGGGAUGGAAUCCAUUUCACGGAAGCGGCAAACCGAUGGAUUUUUGAGCAAAUAGCCGACGGCUCGUACUCAGAACCGCCGGUUCGUCUGAACAUGGCAUGUCAUAGAAUGGAUCACCAAUCGACGGUUUGACCUCUCGUUUUCGGAUGCAGAGAAGCUAUUUCGUUUUUGAACAUUGUAUGGACGAGAAAAACCAGUGAUUAGGACUUGGUCCGUCUGACUUCUUUAGCUUAUUGCUGCUGCAGCUGUACAAUCUCGGAACUUGGUGUGCAUCUUCUUCAGUUUAUUAAAAGAUUUUAGCCAAUCUUAAGAUA
This is a messenger RNA of Eucalyptus grandis, 1498 nucleotides long. Its product is annotated as GDSL esterase/lipase At3g26430. Bases 78 to 1316 code for a protein of 412 amino acids. The record is from RefSeq and is a predicted model, not a curated record. NCBI's taxonomy places the organism in Eukaryota, Viridiplantae, Streptophyta, Magnoliopsida, Myrtales, Myrtaceae. Gene Ontology annotation, molecular function: hydrolase activity, acting on ester bonds. The transcript has 5 exons.